Messenger RNA from Acanthochromis polyacanthus (spiny chromis), 6998 nucleotides. RefSeq names its product coiled-coil and C2 domain containing 2A (gene cc2d2a). The coding region runs from base 173 to 5161 and encodes 1662 amino acids. The transcript has 38 exons. NCBI's taxonomy places the organism in Eukaryota, Metazoa, Chordata, Actinopteri, Pomacentridae. Gene Ontology annotation, biological process: protein localization to ciliary transition zone; non-motile cilium assembly. The record is from RefSeq and is a predicted model, not a curated record. Gene Ontology annotation, cellular component: ciliary transition zone.
UUGAGCGGUAGUUUGUGUCGUUACUAGGCAGCGAUAACGGAGUUUCUCCACUAACUGUUGGGAGAGAAUGCCUUGUUUUGCAAAUUGCAAGUGUGUAUACAUACACAUUGCAGUGAAGUAGCUGUUUUCUUUAUAAACCACUAAUUAUUGUUGAAAAACUAUCACCGUCACCAUGGCUUCCUCAAGCGACAUUCGUGAAAAACUACGAAAGAAACGACGGGCUUUGCAAGAAACUUUAACGAAAAGUAAAAAUGAGGACGACGUUCAGGCUCUGGUUCCGUCUACCAAGUUGAGCGAGGAGAAGCGACAAACCACAAUGCAGGAACCUGUGGGCAGUGAGGAAGACCCAGGAGAGACUUUGAAACGCACAAUCAGGGCUCAGAGGCAGAGGAGGAAGAAAAGGCUGCUUGAACAGACGUUAGUCCAGGAGUCCCAUGAUGAUGAUGUGGAGGAGAUCUCAACUAUUCAGCCUGACGGUGCAGAGGAGGGGUCAGCUGAGAAGGCAGAUGAUUCUGUGAUUUCGCUGAGAAGUCAAACUGGAUCUCAGAAAGGUCUCUCCUCAAGAGCUCAGCAGACUCCCAGCGCUCAGUCUCAAUCUAUAGAUGACUUUGUGAAACGCCGUUUGGAAGAGAGGCUGAGAGCAGCCAGGUCUAAAGGUGAGAGUCUUCAGCAGCAGGAGGCUUCUUUUGAGCCAGCCAGUCGCCUGCAAGGCCUCAGAGACAGAGACACUGUGACAAGGUUUGACAGAGAGGUUGAUCCAGACAGAUCUGGGAGACAUGACGCCUCUCCGGCCCUCAGCACCAGGGCCAAGUUGCGAGAAACAGCAAGACGAAUAGGAAAAGGCCUACCAAAUGCUGAGGAGGCAUACAACUUCUUUACAUUCAACUUUGAGCCAGAUCCACCAGAUGGGAGUGAGAGGAGUAGCGUGAAAAGACGAAAGCAGAGAAAAACAGCUGACAGAGAUGAAGAUAGAGGAGAUGAAGCUGAAGAGCAGGAAGAAGCUGAAGCAGAUGAGGAAAAUGAAGAAGAAAAUGAAAACCAGAGUGAAGAAGCUCCUCUUGUACAAAAUGAAGAAGAGGAUUUGUUUGUCAUUGACCAAUCGCCCCAGGACUUUUUGGAAGUGAAGAAGGCUGUGUACAUCGGUUACCAAAAUCAUAUUCAGCGAGAAAGUGAACACCUGUUUACGCCAAGCUUUCGAACAGUUCCAACCUCUGUUAAACUGCCUGAGAACAUGAAGCCUCGCUAUCUGGAGGAUGAGGGUCUCUAUGUAGGGGAGAGGCCUCAUGUGUCCCUGACCAAUGAGAACAUUCUGGAGAAUCGCAUUUUGAAAAUGGAAGAGGGAAUGAAGUGGUUUGGAGAUGACGGCAGGAUCAUGGCUCUGCCCGACCCCAUAAAGGAAUCCUCUACAAGGCCCCCUCUGUUCCAUAUGGAGGAGGAUGUGGACCCUUCACUGCAGACUGUGUACAGGAAGGCGCUGAAGUCGAAGUAUGCAAAUUUGUACAUUGCUGGUGCAGCAGACCCUGAGGGAGACUACCAGCUUGACGUUGAUGUCUCUGGGCUGAUCUUUUCUCAUCACCCGCUGUUCAGCCGCGAACAUGUGCUCGGGGCACGUUUAGCUCAGCUGUAUGAUCAGUACCUCACCAGGCAACACAAUAAUCUCACAGGACACCUCACUGACAAGUUGAACGGAUUGAGGAGUGCACUGAGGAAUAUGCUGGAGAUCCACGGCGGGCAGAGCCUCACUCAGGCGAUGCAGCAGAGAUUUUCUGAGUACAGUCUGGAGAUCAGGACCACUCGGCAGUUGCGAGACAGUGAGCAGGAGAAAGACAGGACUCUGCUGAAGAACAUAGUUAAAGUGUGGAAGGAGAUCAAGGCCCUGAGAGAGUUUCAGAAGUUUUCCAACACACCCUACAAACUCUACCUCAGAAGAGAGAAUGUGGAUCGGGCUUCAGAUGAGCGCGAGCAUGAAGAUGAAAUCUUGGCAGAGGUUGUGGAAUUAGAGGCCGAAAGUGAGGAGGACUACCAGAAAAAGUUGGCUGAGUACAACAAACAGCUGGAGGAGUGGAAGCUCUGGAGGAGGAAACAGAAAGCCAAAAAGAAAAAGAAAAAAAAGAAGAAGAAAGGUCAGACACAUGAGGACACAGAAGAUGAAGACCAGGAAGCGAGCGAGUCAGAAGGACCCGUUGAAGAAGGUCCUCCAAAGCCAGAACCUCCUGAAAGGCUGGACUUUGACUCCAUCGAGCAACAAGUGAGAGAGAAAGCCUCCAGGAUACGAAGGAAACCAGGAGAGGCCAUCUUAAUCCCAGAGUUGUCUGCAUCUGGAAACAUCACUGCCAGUGAGCUCUGCCCCAGAUCUGAAACAGCUCGAAGACAAGAUGUCGCCAGGCGCUCACUUUUCAUCAAGAUCCUCUACAAUGACAAAGAAGUUUCCCGAACAGACAGCCGCUCCCUAAACACCGACUUCAGGGUUCACUUUGGUCAGAUUUUUAAUCUCAAAAUAGUUCACUGCCCCCAAAGCAUUAAUUUGCAGGUGUUUGAGGAGAUUGGAUCAUCGUGUUCCCUCCUGGCUCGGGUGUUUGUUCCAGUUCCAGAGCCCUCAGUCGUGACGGGCAACGUCCCUGUGGAGGAAUAUGAGUUCAGCAGCAACCAGAGAGUGAUGUUUGACCACGAGGGAGUUGGAAGUGAUGUGCCUCUCUCUUUUGAGGCUGAUGGCAGCAACAAACAGACCCUGCUGACCUCUGGGAAGCUGUCAUGCUGUGUUUCUUGGGGAAUCGGGGAAGAUGAUGUACCACUUGCACCUCCUGUUUCUCAACAACCUGGUGGCAUUCACAGUGGCUUGGGCCGUCUCGAUGCUGUCACAUACAUUGGGGCAUCUGGACUAUAUGACAUGAAAAAAAUUGGCGAGUGGGCCACACAGUCACGCCUGGACCCCAACGAUCCAAAAAAUGCUUCCAUCAUGCAGUUGCUGAAAGUGGCCAGCAGUGGAGAGGUAACAGCUCCAGAGUAUUUUCGUCUGGAACAUCUGCAGGAGGAGUUUAAUUUUGUGACGGAUGAAGAGCUGGAAAGGUCCAAAAGGUUUCGCCUUCUCAGGCUGAGGAACCAGGAAGUUGCAGAGUUUCGCAAUUACAAGUGUGUCCCUGCUCUUGAGAGGGAGGUUACGGAUAAAGUGUUCCAGGAAUAUGAAAAAAGACUGAAAGAGGGAGAGAUAAUUGACACCAAAGAACAUUUGGAUUCACACAGAGCUUUAGUGGCCAAAUAUCUUCAGAAGAUCCGGGAAUCAGUCAUCAACAGAUUCCUUCUUGCCAAACAUCACUACAUCCUGUCUGAUUUGGUGAUAGAAGAAGAAAUACCAAGCAUUGGGAUUCUGGGACUAAACCUUUUCAAGCUGGCCGAACCCAAGCGGCCGCUGAAACCUCAGAGGAAGGAAAGAAAGAAGGUGACGGCGCAGAAUCUGUCCGACGGAGACAUUAAGCUGCUCAUUAACAUCAUCCGGGCCUUCGAUAUCCCCAUCCGUAGGCCCCAGAGCAAUAAACCUGGACAGGUGCCUCAGAGUGCCAUCCAGAGCAGCGAUUGGUUCCUCAACCAGGUACAAGUGAGGCCAUUUGUGGAGGUUUCCUUCCAGCGCACAGUACUCCAGACAACCACAGCUGAUGGACCAAACCCAUGCUGGAACGAGGAGCUGCAGCUGCCGUUUAGUGCCCCGAAUGGUGACUACAGCAACGCUAGUUUGCAGUCAGUCAAAGAUGAAGUCUUCAUCAACAUAUUUGAUGAAGUGGUACAUGAAACUGGAGUGAAUGACAAAGACAGGGGGAAAUCCAUCCACAGCUGGGUAGAGAAGCACUGGCUGGGAUCCGUCAAGAUUCCUUUCAGCACAAUCUACUCCCAGUCCAGGAUUGAUGGAACAUUCAAAGUGAAUACGCCAGCUGUGCUGCUGGGGUACAGCAAGGAGCGGAGCCAUGGCGCUAACGGUGGUUAUGAUUUUAUGCGUAGCCUGAGUGAGGGAACAUUUAUCACGCUGUUCAUCACUAUGGAACCUCAGCUGGUGCCUGGAGAGACUAUUAGGGAGAAGUUCGACAGCCAAGAGGACGAGCAUUUACUGCAGGCUUCAGAGAGAUUUGAGAGGGAAGCUGCACAGGGCUACCCAGACCGACCCUGCGUCAGUACAGUCAUAGACCUCAAUGGGAAGACAGUCUUCAUCACACGCUUCAUACGACCACUCAACCCUCCGCAGGAGUUCCUGGAUGCAUUCCCUAAUAACCCCAGGAAGCCACGGUCGGCUCUGGUUGCUCGAUUUGUCUCACUCAUCCCUUCGCUGCCAGAUCGAGUCUCAUUUUCUGGAGCCUGUGACCUGUGGAGCACCUGUGAUCAAUUCCUCACCCUCCUAGCAGGAGAUGAAGAAGAACAUGCUGUACUGCUGUGCAACUAUUUCCUGUCGAUGGGCAAGAAAGCCUGGCUUAUAAUUGGGACAGCCAUCCCAGAGGGGCCCACAGCAUAUGUCCUAACCUACGAGCAGAGCCGCUACCUCAUCUGGAAUCCCAGCAGUGGUCAGUACUAUGGUCAGUAUGACACCUUCUGUCCACUGCAAACCAUCGGCUGUCUGGUCAAUGCUGACAAUGUUUGGUUCAACAUUCAAGAAUACACAACACCAAUGAGACUAAGUUUGGACGUCACAAAAGCCAAUUUGUGGAAACCAUUUUUCUCCCGAUCUUUCUCCCACCCGGGGCUGUCUAGUGUCCAGCCAGAGGAACUGGUGUAUCGCCGCACAGACAAAGCAGCUGCAGCAGAGCUUCAGGACAGGAUUGAGAAGAUUCUGAAGGAGAAGAUCAUGGAGUGGCGACCUCGUCACCCAACCCGCUGGAACCGCUACUGCACCACCACCCUGAAACAAUUCCUGCCCAAACUGGAGAUGAGCAGGGGGCAGGACGUAACUGAGGGACACCGCCACGAGUUGCAGAGCCUGCUGGGAGAGAACAGGAUUUCAGGUUUCCCCCUCCAUCUGCCGUUCUCUGAGAUUCGUCCCAUCGUAGAGGCAGUGUACAGCACCGGAGUUCACAGUGUGCAGGCAUCAAAUGUGGAGUUUGCCCUGGCUGUGUAUGUGCACCCUUACCCCAAUAAUGUGCUAUCAGUGUGGGUGUACCUGGCCUCUCUCGUCCGCACUUGAUACAAGGGACACUUAUCUCAUUGCGGCACAGUGCUUCACUGCUUUUGCAGAUAUAAGAUGUUAUCUUCUUUUACUGCUUUUCAACAUUGAACAAUGGCCAAUUUGUUUGUUUUAAAAGAAUUUGUUUUAGAAUUUCAAGUCAUGCCAACUAAAAAUAUAAAUGUAUAAAACUGACUAUCAGUAUUCAUCCUUUUUAAGUCAGUAUUUAGUAGGUGUAACUCUGGCUGCCAUUACAGCAUUAAUCCUGUGUGAAUGGAGGUCAGUCAGCUUUGCACAUCUGGACACUGCAGUUUUACCUCAUUCUUCUUUGGAAAACUGAUCAAGCUGUCAGGGCUGCACUGGGAACUUGAAGAUUUCCAGGAUUUCUCUUGACUUUGCUGGUUUUAUUUUACCUUUUGCUUUUACAUUUUUGAAAACGUAUGUCCAAGUGUAACCGACACGAAAGUGCCCUGGGACAAACUUGUUGGACUUCCAACAGAUGGAGCACCGGCGAUGUGCGGUGAAAAAAAGUGGGGGGGAUGCGAUUAAAGAUGCAGGAGGAGAAGUGUACUGGUGAGUAGACAGCAUAUCACUGCAUCAUCCAUCAGGAAACACUGUGUGGUAAAGUGUUGAAAAUGGAACGGGUUUGAACCACCAGCAAUUUCAGUCUUUUUUGUGAGAAAUAGAUUCAGAAUUUGCUGACAUUCCUUAUCGUACAGAGGUGUGUUGGCUGAGUCCAGGAAGGAUUCUCAAUAGAGUUCUUGAGCUACACAAGGAAUUUUGAGAGUUCGUGCACUGUAAAAAACUAGUCUGUUCAGCAGAGUUGGUAUUCUGAUUUGUUUGAACAUGAAAAUUAAAAUAGCUGUACUACUUGACAUGAAAAUACACAUUAGACCAAUCGUGUGUAUCUCAAUAUGUCUAAAUUUCUAAUUGUGAAUAAGCUGAAAAUGUAAUUUGUUGUUAGUACAACAAAGCUGGAAAAAAACCACAAGGUUUCCCAGAAUACACAACAGCAGCAAGUCCUCAUGCUUACUUUCCCUUGACCUACAACACUUACCAUCCCCUGAAGCUCAGCAGGUUAAAUGAACAACUUAUAAACAGGAGCAAUACGUAGUGGUCAGGGGUUCAAAUCCAGCUAAUGGCCCUUUGCUGAAGGUCCUUAAAAAUAAAUUUAAGGAAAUAUUUAAAGUUUAAGUUUAUUUUUAUAAAAUACCCCAAGAGCAAAGAAAAGUGAAUGUUUUAUUAUUUUUACUUUUGUGGAAAAGCAUCAUUUUUAUGUCAUUUUUUCAUGUUUUUUUUGCAGCAUGUUCAUAGUUGUAACUUUUAUAAUUUUAACGAGAGAUUUUUAUAGGGGGCUGCGCAGUGAAUUAGUGGUUAGCACUUUCGCCUUGCAGCAAGAAGAUCCCCGGUUCAAAUCCUGGGGUGGGCCUGGGAUCUUUCUGCAUGGAGUUUGCAUGUUCUCCCUGUGCAUGCGUGGGUUUUCUCCGGGUACUCCGGCUUCCUCCCACAGUCCAAAAAUAUGCUGAGGAUAAUUGGUUAUUCUAAAUUGCCCGUAGGUGUGAGUGUGCUUGUUUGUCUGUAUAUGUAGCCCUGAGACAGACUGGCGACCUGUCCAGGGUGUCCCCUGCCUUCACCCGAGUCAGCUGGGAUAGGCUCCAGCGACCCCAGUGAGGAUAAAGCGGUGUAUAGAGGAUGGAUGGAUGGACAUUUUUCUAGAGAACAAAGUAUUUCAAGUUAUAUAAAGUUUUAGUUUAUUUAUUGUGGAAUAAUAUUCCUGUCUGUUUUUAUUCCUAUUUAUGUUCCAAAAAACAUUUACUUUUAGUGUGUUCAAUAAAUGUUUAUCCUGUUCGGCCCACGA